AUGGAAUUGCAGAGAACUGAAUUAAAGAAAGAAGUUGAUAAACAUAUAGAUAAAUUAAAAUCUGAAACAAUGAAAGGAUGGAGGGAUCUUCAUCAAUCGAUCAAAAAAGAAGAAAGUGAAGUGACACUACUGAUAAAAAGCAUGAAAUCCAAACAUUCUGAAGUCGAGGAAAUCAUCCAAUCUGAGAAUGCUGAAAGAGUCUUUGUGGACGGUUUGGAGUCGGUUAAUCUGAUGGAGGAAGCAGUCAUAUCACCUUGCACGAUGUUCGAUUCAAUUCCAAAAUUUUUAUCAGGACAAAUAUCUGCUACUAACAUAGGAACAUUGGAGAAUGUUUCUGCCAAAGAUGAUCUCAAAAGUAUCAAACAAUUUCAGACUGAAAUGUCUUGCGUUUCUUUAAUGACAGCAUGUUCUGAUAAUGUGUUGUGGAUAUCUGGCCGGAACAAACUACAGAAAGCUAAAAUAGAGGGCACGAGUUUAAAGAUAACUGACCAAAAAGACAUUGAAAUAUAUGGUAUGGCAUUGACACAGUCUAAAGAUCUCCUUUUGAUUGCAAAAGAAUCAUCUGUAGUACAACUGAUCAAUAAUCAAACAGGAGAAAUGACUGAUUCUGUGUAUGAAAUAGAGGAUUUAGAGCUAUCUGCUAUUCAUGUAAAUCCAGAUGGAAAAGUCACGUUUGGUGCUUAUAAUGGGGAAAUGAGCUUUCCAACUGAGGGAAGACGGGUUGUGAUAGUAAUGGAUAGAAGUGGGAAAUUUGAAACUACUUAUGAAUAUGACAGACAAGGCAAGCCUCUAUUCACGCUAAUUACUGGCAUAACAAGAACAAACAAUAGUAAUAUCUGUGUAGUGGACACAAUAUCUAAUGAUUGGGUGGGUAGACUGGUAAUACUGAGUGAAGAUGGUGAUGUUCUAAAUACCUUCAGUGGUUUGUCAAAUGAAAUGAGUGACUCAGAAUCAAAAUUUGACUCAGAGAGAUCAGACUCAGAAUCAGACACAGACCCAGACACUGAAUCAGACUCAGAUCCAAGCUCUUUCAAACCUAUGUGUGUAAUCACUACCCAAUCUGACAAUAUUAUUGUAUCAAACUUAGACAAUGGCUUUUUACUUUUUCUCAACAACUCUGGAAAUGUAUUGUCAUUGUACGACACAAAUAAGAUUGGAAUAGAUAAUCCUAUCUCUUUUUGUAUGACAUCUGAACAUAUGUAUAUUGGGUGUUUUACAAAUGAAGACAGUAGUGAUAAUGCAAAAAUAUAUGAAGUGGAUAUUUUGUGA
Molecule: messenger RNA, 1269 nt
Organism: Mytilus trossulus (common blue mussel)
Lineage: Eukaryota; Metazoa; Mollusca; Bivalvia; Mytilida; Mytilidae
Exons: 1
Coding region: 1-1269 (422 amino acids)
Source: RefSeq, a predicted model, not a curated record